GGGCGGGGCCGGUAGCGGCGGGAUAUGCUCAGGCCAGGGGUUCCGGCUGUAUAUUCCAUGAGCGCAGCCGGCAGCCGCGGAGCUGCGGGAACCGGACUGGGGCGAGCCGGACAGCUGUAGCCAUCCACGUUCAGGUUAAUUUAAACAAGAGAUCUGACCUGACAAACCCAACUGUACAAGUGCAACUCUUCAAGGAAAAUUAAUAUUUGCCCUGAGAGGAACAAGUAACAUAGAUCAAGAUGAAUGCCAUGAUGGACACCCCUGAGCUCCCAGCCGUAUUUGAUGGGGUGAAACUGGCUGCAGUGGCUGCUGUGCUGUACGUGAUUGUCCGGUGUUUGAACCUGAAGAGCCCCACAGCCCCGCCUGACCUCUACUUCCAGGACUCAGGACUGUCACGUUUCCUGCUCAAGUCCUGUCCCCUUCUGACCAAAGAAUACAUUCCACCAUUGAUCUGGGGGAAAAGUGGACACAUCCAGACGGCUUUGUACGGGAAGAUGGGACGGGUGAGGUCUCCACACCCUUACGGACAUCGGAAGUUCAUCACCAUGUCCGAUGGAGCCACAUCUACAUUCGACCUCUUCGAGCCCUUGGCUGAGCACUGUGUUGGAGAUGAUAUCACCAUGGUCAUCUGCCCUGGAAUUGCCAACCACAGUGAGAAGCAGUACAUCCGCACCUUCGUUGACUAUGCACAGAAAAAUGGCUAUCGGUGUGCUGUGCUGAACCACCUGGGCGCCCUGCCCAACAUUGAGCUGACCUCACCACGCAUGUUCACCUACGGCUGCACGUGGGAAUUCGGAGCCAUGGUAAACUACAUCAAGAAGACGUACCCCCUGACCCAACUGGUUGUCGUGGGCUUCAGCCUGGGGGGUAACAUCGUGUGCAAGUACUUGGGGGAGACCCAGGCGAAUCAGGAAAAGGUCCUGUGCUGUGUCAGUGUGUGCCAGGGGUACAGCGCACUACGGGCCCAGGAGACUUUCAUGCAGUGGGACCAGUGCCGGCGCUUCUACAACUUCCUCAUGGCUGACAACAUGAAGAAGAUCAUCCUCUCACACAGGCAAGCUCUCUUUGGAGACCACGUUAAGAAACCCCAGAGCCUGGAGGACACGGACUUGAGCAGACUCUACACCGCGACGUCCCUGACACAGAUCGAUGACAACGUGAUGAGGAAGUUCCACGGCUAUAACUCCCUGCAGGAGUACUAUGAGGAAGAGAGCUGCAUGAGGUACCUGCACAGGAUUUAUGUACCCCUCAUGUUGGUGAAUGCAGCUGAUGACCCUUUGGUGCAUGAAAGUCUCCUAACCAUUCCCAAAUCUCUUUCAGAGAAACGGGAGAACGUCAUGUUUGUGCUGCCCUUGCACGGUGGCCACCUGGGCUUCUUUGAAGGCUCCGUGCUGUUCCCUGAGCCCCUGACAUGGAUGGAUAAGCUGGUGGUGGAAUACGCCAAUGCCAUCUGCCACUGGGAACGAAACAAGUCGCAGUGCUCUGACACGGAGCAGGUGGAGGCUGAGCUGGAGUGAGGCCUCAGGACUCUGGCACGCUCCAGCAGCCCUCCCCCAGGCCCCAUGUCCCCUCACUUGCUGCUUCAGGUCUCCCAUCUCCCUCAGUGACCUGGAUCUGACCUCACACCAUUAGCGGGGCCACCCAUCAUGCACUCUUAUCUCAAGUAGGCGGCUCUCCCCUGGGAGCUCCCGGCUAUUUUUGUGCUUAGUUACUGGUUUCCUCCAUUGCAUUGUUAGCCAUGGUGACAAGCAACAGGAUUCUCACCCUCAUCAGGUUUCAGCAUCUGAUUGCUUUUAAGCCAAGUACAUCUCGUUUCCCUCUUGAAAAUGUAUCUGAGCAGCAAUUUUGCUUUGCCAGUCAAAAGGCUUUUCCCUGAGAACAGCGAAGGACAUGGGUUACUUCAUGGUGAUUGUAUGCAGGGCUCCCCAUCCUAGGCCCGUGCUGAAGACACAGCUGAGCUUGGGAACCCCAGGGCCUGGCCCUCUGAAAUGGCAAAGGAAUUCCCCUGAGUCACAAGCCAAGUUUUCUCCCUCCCCACCUCCCAAGCAGUUUCCUCAUGCCUGGCUGCUGCUGAGAUUCACACGGGGCACUUGUUAAAAAUUCAGCCUCCCAGGCCCCUCCCCUUGCAGACAGUCUGGGAAGGGGUCUGGGGAUUUUAAUUUUUGACAAGUGCCCCAGGGGAUUCUCAUCAGCAGGCAAACUUGGGAAACCCCCUUCUAGGCGCCUUUCCCUCAUCAGAACAUCUUGGUGGCUCAUCGCAUUGCAACUCAUGCUCAUUGGUGUCACUUCACUCCCAGGGCCUCCAGAACAGCAAGGCAUGUUGUGUAACUGCCCUGUGUGACCACAGUGUGAUGGCCCCACAAAGGCCCCGGGUAAGAGUGGGAAUUUGGGCUGAGCCCUGGCUCUGCUUCUCACCGGCUGUAUGACCCUGCAAGAGUCCCUUUGGACUUAAGUCUCUUCACCUGUGACACGGGGGGCUUGGACCAGGUCGAUUGCCGACAUGACCACUGAUUCUGAAGUUCAAUGACAAACUCAGUUUACUGAGAUUUGAGAGAACAUCCCUCUUGGGACCAUGUGGAUGUCAUCAUUUGCCUUUUUUUUUCCCUGUCCCUCAUUUCACAUAAAGAGGUCUUGGGAAUCUUUUUAAGCACUUAACUGUAAUUUUAGUUUCUAACCCUGGUCCCUCUAACUCGGGUUUGAAGAAAGGUAUUUCCACCUGAAGGUGUUACUUGAAAAUAGACUUUGAAGGGAAUAGUCUCUAAUUGUUAUCUGUUAGAUGGAUCUUCCUGAAAUGGCUUCUCAAGGGAAAGUGUCACUGUAGGCUUCAAGUACUUUUCUCCAAUCCUGUGGUACUUGAAUAUCUGAGAACCCUGCACUUUGAAAAAUCAGCAAUUACUCUCUGGAAGCAAACAGAGCUGAGUGAAAUCACCUGGAUACUUUACAAAACUAUUUUCUGUCCUUCGUUUCCUUUGGCUGCAGGACAGACUAGGAAAUAAUUCGUGGGUCUGUGGACACAGGGCCAUCUGAGCACCUAAAUGCCAGCCCAAAGGGCCACACUGGAUGGAGUUUGGGCACUGACCCAAGUGAAUGUGACAGUAAUGUCUGUAACCUGAAGACGUUCUUUCCUGACAAUCACCAGAUCACCCUAAUAACAUCAGAAACAGCCGUUAUCUCAAAAGACUGAGAUUUCUGUGGUCUCCACUUUACUUUGGUAUAAUUUCUUACGGCAUCAAAUUAUAGAACUCUGGCUUUCCUCCCAAACCAUUGUUUCUUCAAUGCAUUUUCUUUUUGUGUUCUUUUUGCACAAAUUGGCACUUUAUCCUCUACCCUUCAAUUUGGAAGCUAGUCUUUCUCCUCUGUUACUUCUCCCACCCAAUCACAACUAUAACCUGGAAGAUUCCUAGCCAUGCUUCCUGCUACAACCUUCAUCCCUUGAAGGGAUUUUCACUUUUUGUGAAAAUAAGUAAACCAAGCAAUAACUUGAAAGGACUGAAUCACCAUCCCAGAAGCAAGGGGCUCCUUUUCUUGCCUGACGCCACAUCUCUUGACCCAUAACAAGAGUGGUGGCCAGGUACCCAUCCCUUCAGAAGAAAAGACCACCCUGUGGUCUCACACCCAGGGGUGGGUGUGGGGGUGUCCUCAGAGUUGGGGCACACAGAUUUGCUACCAGAAUCCCUGGGGAGGGGGCUGAAAUCUCUUCAGUGUGUGAUCUGAAUGGCACUUACAUUCCAUUUGGGUUCACAUGACAUCAACUGAAGCCCUUUAUUCAGGCUUCAGGCUCUCAGGCACGGAAAUGAGCACGGGACCGUGCGGUCUCACAGGAGAAUUCUUGUUUGUGCCUGAAUGAGAGCACAGAGGGACUGAACGUGGCGAUGCGAAGUCGCCCGACCAACAGGGGCCUGGCUCUUUCUAUGUAGGUCACCUUCUCCCUUCCUCUGGGCUUCUGCGCUCUUCUUCCCGAAGUCAUUCACUGCUGAUGAGAAUGCAAAUGCUGUGCUUGCUAGUAAGGCUUUGUUUGGGCUAAAACAAGGCUGCAUCAUUGAAGAGUUUUCAAAUAUUCUAUUUUAAAAUCAUACUAAGGCUAUAAAUCAUGUAGAUGUGGACAGUUCUUGGGCAGUAAUAACUUGUCAAAAACUGAGGGGCAGAAGCAUCCACUUUUCUCCUUGCCCCCCAAAUAGAUCCUAGUCAGAUUAGGAUUCUGACUUGAAGAACAGUAUCAAGCCUCUUUGAUGCAUUUAUAUGAGACGGGAGUUUAGUGCAGUAGAAGAAAACCUCUUAUCUUUCCUGCAGUUCUGCACCACUGAUUGCAGAGAAGAGUGAGGAGAGAAAGUUCUGUGUUGUUGUCUUAAGCUCUCCGCAGUGUUUUAUGCCAGCAGGGAAUCUUAGGACCCACCAUAAGGUGGAAAUUACCUUUCAAGGGGAGCGUUCCUGACAUGCUGUUAUGGAACCAGGGCCCAAGAGACCCAGCCACCUAACCCACUGUCACAAAAUCACUUUGGACAAGCGGGCAAGUCACUUCACCUCUCCACCUGUCGCCUCAUCUUAGGCCGUCUCUAUGGCCAUGUCACCUGCUGGGUCAUUGUUGAACAUUUGCCUGAACUUGGCAUCUGUGGCGCUUGAAGGUGACAGGGGCUGGUCAUUGCCCACAGCUCAUCGCAAAAGGCUGGGAGAAAGCAAGUUUGUUCAUUCAGCUUUUCCCUGUCAGAACACCGGAUGUUGUCCAAAGCCCUGUGUCUUUGACUGGCAUCCCUUCCAGAUCCUCACUGUUCUCGUACGUAGUCUCCUUGUGCUUCUAAGGGCAGUCUCGUGGCUGGCAGGUGCUGGCCACUGGGGUGAGGACAGCGUCUCCAUCCUUCAGUGGGACAAGGCAGAGCAUGGAGAACUCCCAGAGCAGAAAUCCUUCCUUCUCAGGCUUUCAUUCUAACGCAGUCUUCACUGAGCCGAGCUGUCGGGGUUGCUGCGCUUGUAUGGCCGGCAUCUGAAUGAGCGUGUUCUUUGUCAGUGGGUGACUUGAGAGGUGUUUCGCCAGCUCCAAGGAGACAAUGCAUGUGUUCUUGUUUGUGUUUGCCAGGCAAGCAGAUGCCUGAGAUGUAAAAGGCUUUUCUUUUUUCUUUUUUUUUUUUUCUUUUUUCUUCAGUUCUGGGGCUGAAUCUACAGCCUUCCUUCAUGCUGAGCUAUAUCUCCAGCCCCCUUUUUUAUUUCUUAUUUUGAGACAGGGUCUUGCUAAGUUGCCCAGGGAGGACUCAAACUCACAAUCCUCCUGCCUCAGCCUCUCAAGUGCUGGGAUUACAGGCAGAUACUUCUUUUGCUGUGGCCUUGACCCUAACUGAGAGCUAAAGUAAAGAUCACUGAAACAUUGAGUUGAAGGAACACAUAGGUCUUUGUCCUUUGGGCAGACCGGAGUUGUUCGGGAGCAUUUCCCUGCAGCGCUCCAUCACAGUAUCAUCUGGAACUGUCUUCUUUGCCCACAAAGCCUUAACUUACCUCUAGAAGAUCCCUUGGUAUCACAACAAUGUUGUGGCGCAGGAAUUCAAAUUCUUCUGCGUUGGGAGGGUGAAGCAAAGGCACAGCCAAACCAGAGCAUUUCCUGCAAGGGCCUGAAGGCACCUUGUGAAGUUCCACCCCACCUCCUAGCCCUCCACAAUGCGAGCACCCAGCACGGGCCAGGAGGCCUCAUCUCUGGCACCCCUCUGUCUUUUUGGCCUUGGUCUUGUUCAUAGUCACCUGGAUUACCUGAAUGCCUGCCUGGGGCAUCUUGAGGCCAAGCAGUGGCAGGCAAGGCUUCCUUCCAUCUCUGUGAUCUAAGCAGAAAGAGGCACCCCCUCCUCAUAAACUAGGUUGCUCUUUCCAAAUUGUGUUUGGAGCUGAGGAAAGGCGAACAGGCCCCGCUGGCAGAGGGAACUGGAAGAACAGCCAAAGCAAAGGCCACCUGCUCUCCCUGUGUCGCUGCAGCCACCACCUCGGGGUGCCACGGCCUACAUGCUCCCGGAGCGGCUCUUGGCAGCAGGCCACAGAGGACAGCUCGCCAGCCAUUCUCAGACUCGUAGGAAACAGACAGCUGCGCCUUUUGGAGGAGCCAGUCCACCAUGUUUUCUGAACUCUUUUUCCCUAGCAUAUAGGUGGAUAGAGCUUUUGUGUACAACAUCUCUAAUAAGUAAGCUGAAGGAAGUUUCAGACUGGUGGAUUAAGUCUCACAUUCUGAGUUUCUUGAAGUUCUCAGCUUUUAACUAGGCUCCUGUCAAGUCCAUAACCUACUUUCUCCCGUUCUGGUCCCCAUUAGCCAAGAAAUCCACUAUUGCCAUAAGUUGGGGACAGUCCAUUUAUAGCACUUGCAGAAAUACCUACCCUUAGUCACAAUGGGCAUUCUCCUCCCAGACCAGUGGUCACCUAGAGUAAUCGCUGCCCGCCUUGGUCCCAGGGCCAACCACUUCUCUCCCAGGCUGUUCUCCUGAGUGGCCAAAGCUCCUGGGUGCAGGAGUUAGGUUCUUUUUGGUUUGUAUUUGGGCCUCUUUGGUUUUCCUAAAGCACAAGUCCAUGUAGAAGCCUGUCACCUCUCCACACCAGUUCCAGGUGAUCUGGGUCUCUCCCACUGCCUCAGGAAGACCUUCACUGUACCUGAGCUUUUGACUUCUGCCAUUGCAGCUGCCUUAGUGAUGCCAGGGGUGGGGGUGGGGGGCGGGGCAUCAGUUUGAUUUUUCCCUGUGAGACCCCUUCCGGCCAUAUUCUUCUCUUGGCAGAUCUGCUUCCAGAUUGAUUUUUUAAGAACCAUCACUUUUACAUUCCUGAUUCUGGUUCGUUUGUUUUGUUCUUUUUGAAUUUUCCCAAACUUCAAAUGCUGCCCUGAAAAUACUGUAUUUUUGAGUUUUUGUUCAUAGCACCUCUGCGCUGCUGGAUCUUUGGGGGGGAAAUACAGUAUCCUUCAGCAUUGAGGUGUUCUAAGAUUUGCAACUAGCAAUGCAAUUUUUUCUAAAUAUGAGGAUAUUUACCUUUAUUAAGAAAUGAUACUAAACAAUGAUGUCCUUGAUCAUUUUCUGUUCUCAUAUUACUUUUGGUUCAACUUUGAUUCUGUGUGGUGGUGAACAAAGAUCAUUACAAACAAAAACUGUAAUUUUGUUAUCUUUGAUUCAAUGGAAUUUCUUUACUUAAAAAAAUAAAGACUAAAAAUGUGC
Chinchilla lanigera (long-tailed chinchilla) is the source of this 7169-nucleotide messenger RNA. RefSeq names its product abhydrolase domain containing 2 (gene Abhd2). Gene Ontology annotation, biological process: acylglycerol catabolic process; medium-chain fatty acid catabolic process; sperm capacitation. Gene Ontology annotation, molecular function: monoacylglycerol lipase activity; acetylesterase activity. NCBI's taxonomy places the organism in Eukaryota, Metazoa, Chordata, Mammalia, Rodentia, Chinchillidae. Gene Ontology annotation, cellular component: sperm flagellum; sperm plasma membrane. The transcript is spliced from 11 exons. The coding region runs from base 240 to 1517 and encodes 425 amino acids. The record is from RefSeq and is a predicted model, not a curated record.